ACUUGUGAAAUUAGAAACAUGUACACGCUUCGUCCUCUCGUCCACGUUCUUUGUGUCUCCCCUUCAAUUUCUAUUUUAGCGUCUUCUCUCACAAAUCUCUCUCACUAACAGGCAGUGGCUUCAAUCAUUCAUUUUUGAAACAAAUAAUAUCUGCCCCCCUGAACUCGUUGUCUUCCUGAUCUCUUCUCCAGCUCAAUUGGCUGUAUAUUCUCAGGUGGCAUUUUGUUGCUUCAAUGGCGGCAAUACUGGCUUCACAAGGUUGUUAUUGUCAUCAUAUUGAUUUGAUGAAUGAAGGAAGGAUAUUAUCGGACAAUCUCAGUUUCUCGAGUUCGGUUUCGAACCCAUUUGUGAAGUUUGACCGAAAAAUACGUAACGUGAUUUUCUCUGAUAAAUUAAGAAUGGAAGUUGAAAUGCGACAAACUGAGUCGCCGGCUUCAAAAAACUUAGGUUCCAGUGGACCACCAGACCCAAAAAAACUAGGGUCCAAUGGAAGAGUGAUAAAGAUGGUGCCUACAAGUGAGGUGAUGAAGAAAAGAACCCCGAAUGGUAACAGAGUAGAUAUACAGAAUAGAACGAAGCAGGUUAUUAAUGGAGCGACUUUAGCUAAGAGAGAUUCUAGCGCUGCACUUGUAAAGUCAACAAGAUCUAGAGAGACUGACAAACUUCCACCACUGGAGGAUUUUAGGGUUCUUCCAACAGAUGAGGGCUUCAGUUGGGCGGAUGAGAAUUACAAUGACUUUCGAAGGACCAUUGACAUUUGGUCCUUUGUUCUGGCCUUGCGUGUUCGUGUUACGUAUGACAAUGCCAAAUGGGCAUACGUGAGAGGUUUCACAGAAGAUAAACAGAAAAGCCGUAGGAGAAGAACUGCUUCAUGGCUACGGGAGUGUGUAUUGCAGCUUGGUCCAACUUUUAUCAAACUUGGACAAUUAUCCUCAACAAGGUCAGAUCUAUUUCCCCGAGAGUUUGUGGAUGAGCUUGCCAAGUUGCAGGAUAGGGUGCCUGCCUUCUCUCCGAAGAAAGCAAGAAGUUUCAUUGAGAGAGAAUUGGGAGCUCCGAUUGAUGUGCUGUUUAAGGCGUUUGAGGACCAGCCAAUUGCUGCAGCUAGUCUUGGUCAGGUGCACCGCGCCAUCCUGCAUAAUGGGGAGAAAGUAGUUGUGAAAGUUCAAAGGCCUGGUCUCAAGAAACUUUUUGACAUCGACUUAAGAAAUUUAAAGCUAAUCGCAGAGUACUUUCAGAGAAGCGAGACUUUUGGUGGUGCAAGUAGAGACUGGAUUGGCAUAUAUGAAGAAUGCAAAAGGAUUUUGUACGAGGAGAUUGAUUAUAUUAAUGAAGGAAAAAAUGCUGACAGAUUCCGCCGAGAUUUUCGGAAUAUAAAAUGGGUCCGAGUGCCGCUGGUAUUCUGGGAUUAUACUGCCACGAAGGUUUUGACUUUGGAGUAUGUACCGGGGGUUAAGAUAAAUCAUUUAGGUAUGCUAGAUUCACGGGGAUAUGAUCGUUCACGAAUUUCAUCACGGGCCAUAGAAGCAUAUUUGAUUCAGAUUCUGAAAACUGGUUUCUUUCAUGCUGAUCCUCAUCCUGGAAAUCUCGCUGUCGAUGUGGAUGAAUCACUUAUCUAUUAUGACUUUGGUAUGAUGGGAGAGAUCAAAACUUUUACACGCGAGAGGCUACUUGAACUUUUCUAUGCAGUUUAUGAAAAAGACGCAAAAAAGGUUAUUCAAAGCCUCAUAGAUCUUGAAGCACUUCAGCCCACUGGAGAUUUAUCAUCUGUGAGGAGAUCUGUACAGUUUUUCCUGAACAAUUUACUGAGCCAGACACCUGAUCAGCAGCAGACUUUGGCUGCAAUUGGGGAGGAUUUGUUUGCAAUAGCUCAGGAUCAGCCAUUCCUGUUUCCAUCCACAUUUACCUUCGUCAUUAGAGCAUUUUCAACGCUUGAAGGUAUCGGGUACAUUCUUGAUCCAGAUUUUUCCUUUGUGAAGAUUGCUGCCCCUUAUGCGCAGGAGCUUUUAGAUGGAAGACAAAGGCCACGUAAUGGAACACGACUAGUUGAGGAAAUAAGGAAACAAGCAAAUGAUGCUAGAAGUUCCACCAUAUCCAUGCCGUACAGAAUCCAACGAAUAGAGGAUUUUGUGAAACAACUUGAAGCGGGUGACUUGAAACUCCGAGUCCGGGUGCUUGAGUCAGAAAGAGCUGCUCAAAAAGCAACAAUACUACAAAUGGCGACCAUGUAUACAGUCUUAGGAGGUACCCUACUAAACCUCGGGGUAACCUUCAGCAACCAGGGCAGUCAAGUUUUCGCAAAUGGAUCGUUCAUUGGUGCAGGAGUUUUUCUGACACUUCUUCUAAGGUCGAUGCAAAGGGUAAAGAAGCUUGAUAAAUUUGAGAAGAUGGUAUGAUUUCUGAAGCGACUGGUCAAACUUCCUGCUGCAUGGUGCACACCAGAUACUAAUCAUUCAUCUGAAGUCGUCAAUUGUCCUAUUCUUAAUCCAAGUGAUCACAAGCUUGAGAGAUCAACCAUAACUUCAAACUCAAAAUCAUAUAAUUGGACCAUUGAGGUGGUGAUAUGGCAUUCCUGAAGACCCUGAGUGGCAAGGAACUUGUCAAGCAGACAGGUAUACAUUAAUUAUUAGUCAGUUUGAUCACGAAUCACGAACAGAAAGACUCCGUGUAAAGGAAGAUAGAAAACAUCAAUUAAACAAUGGAGGAAAAGAAAAUAUUGUCAAA
Populus trichocarpa (black cottonwood) is the source of this 2721-nucleotide messenger RNA. RefSeq names its product protein ACTIVITY OF BC1 COMPLEX KINASE 7, chloroplastic. Lineage: Eukaryota; Viridiplantae; Streptophyta; Magnoliopsida; Malpighiales; Salicaceae. The record is from RefSeq and is a predicted model, not a curated record. Gene Ontology annotation, biological process: regulation of response to reactive oxygen species. The transcript is spliced from 18 exons. Bases 234 to 2393 code for a protein of 719 amino acids.